This is a messenger RNA of Monopterus albus (swamp eel), 3849 nucleotides long. RefSeq names its product importin 8 (gene ipo8). The record is from RefSeq and is a predicted model, not a curated record. The coding region runs from base 312 to 3386 and encodes 1024 amino acids. Gene Ontology annotation, molecular function: small GTPase binding. Gene Ontology annotation, cellular component: cytosol; nuclear envelope. The transcript has 26 exons. Gene Ontology annotation, biological process: protein import into nucleus. Lineage: Eukaryota; Metazoa; Chordata; Actinopteri; Synbranchiformes; Synbranchidae.
ACCGACAGCGGGUUGCCGGUAAACUAGGCAGGGCUACUGUUUUCUUAAAGUUAGUCAGUUUGACAUAAAAGAAACAGCGAUGGUGCCUUCAAGUUAAAUGCAAAACACAUUUAAAACCAGUCUCCUGCCAAUAAGCCUUUUAUUUUGAAUGCCGUAGCCGGAAGUUGAAUUUGUAACUCGGGUUUUUGACGGCAUUGGAGCCACAGUGCUCGCAGAUCAAAACGUUUCCCUGAAUUUAGGACAGAAACGCUAGCUAAAGCUACAUGUAUGUGUUCGUAAAAACACUGAAGAAACCGUGGAACUGAACCUAUAUGGAUCCCAACCGGAUAAUCCAGGCUCUGAAAGGGACCAUCGACCCGAAUCUGAGGAUAGCGGCGGAAAAUGAACUCAAUCAGUCCUACAAGAUCAUCAACUUUGCUCCGACCCUGCUUCAGAUCAUUGUGUCGGAGCAGGUGGAGUUUCCUGUUCGCCAGGCAGCGGCUAUCUACCUGAAGAACAUGGUGAGUCAGUACUGGCAGGACAGGGAGCCGUCUCUGGGCGAGGUCAUCUUUCCUUUCAACAUUCACGAGAACGACCGCCAGCAGAUUAGAGACCACAUUGUGGAGGCCAUCAUCCGCUGUCCAGAGUCUAUACGUGCUCAGCUGACCAUGUGUCUACGAGCCAUCAUAAAGCACGACUUCCCAGGCCGCUGGACUGCCAUUGUGGACAAGAUCAGCAUGUACCUGCAAUCGCAGAACAGUGGCAGCUGCUAUGGCAGCCUGCUGGCACUCUACCAGCUGGUCAAAACCUAUGAGUACAGGAAGGCAGAUGAAAGGGAGCCCUUGCUGGCAGCCAUCCUGCUGAGGAUUCAGCAGCUCAUCAGCCAAUUGCUGGCAGAUGCCACCAUCUUCUCUGUCCUCAUCCAGAAACAGAUCCUCAAGAUCUUCUACGCGCUUGUACAGUACUCGCUGCCUCUCCAGCUGAUCAACAACACAGUAAUGACUCAGUGGAUGGAAAUCCUCCGAGCAAUAAUGGACCGUGAUGUCCCUGCUGAGACAUUGGAGGUUGAUGAGGAUGACCGUCCUGAGCUUGCAUGGUGGAAGUGUAAGAAGUGGGCAUUGCGCACCAUCACCAGACUCUUUGAGCGGUAUGGAAGUCCUGGAAAUGUGACAAAGGAAUAUUAUGAGUUUGCAGACUUUUUCCUGAAGACAUAUGCAGUGGGCAUACAGCAGGUCUUGCUGAAAGUGGUGGACCAGCACAGACAGAAGCACUACGUUACUCCUCGUGUCCUGCAGCAGUGCCUCAACUACCUCAACCAGGGCCUGUCACACUCCCUGACCUGGAAACAGAUGAAGCCACACAUGCAGACCAUAUGCCGAGAGGUCAUCUUCCCUCUGAUGUGUUACAAAGAUGAGGAUGAGAAGCUCUGGCAAGAAGACCCAUAUGAGUACAUUCACAUGAAGUUCAACCUCUAUGACGACCAUGCCCUCCCAGCCACAGCUGCUCAGAGCCUUUUGUCUAAAGCUGCUCGGAAAAGGAAGGAGGUUCUUCCUCAGAUGAUGGAGUUCUGCCACCAGAUACUAAUGGACCACUCUGCUGACCCCCGCAGGAAGGACGGAGCACUGCACUGCAUUGGAUCUCUGGCUGAGCUUUUACUGAAGAAGCGGAUGUAUCAGGAACAAAUGGAACUGAUGCUGCAAAACUAUGUCUUCCCUUUGCUCAACUCUCCUAUGGGUUACCUGCGUGCAAGGUCCUGUUGGGUGCUCCAUUCAGUCAAUUCAUGCUGGGUGCUCCACUGCUUUAGCCCACUGCGUUUCCACGAUGAGCUGGUGCUGAGGAAUGCUGUCGAGUUGGUCAAACAGGAUUUGAUCGGCGAAAAAGAGAUGCCCGUCAAGGUGGAGGCCGCCAUAGCUCUGCAGACGCUGGUCACCAACCAGGAACAAGCCAAGCUGUACAUCAGGCCAUAUAUCCGGCCUGUCAUGCAGGAACUUCUACAUGUGGUGAAAGAGACGGAGAAUGAUGACCUGACCAACGUCAUUCAGAAGAUGAUCUGCGAGUACAACCAGGAGGUGGCUGCCAUUGCUGUGGACAUGACGCAGAAUCUGGCGGAGAUCUUUACUAGGGUCCUUCAGAGUGAGGAGUACGAAGAAAAUGAGGACAAGACUGUCAUGGCUCUUGGCAUCCUCAGCACCAUCGACACAAUCCUUACUGUCAUGGAGGACCACAAGGAGAUCACUCAGCAGCUGGAGGGAAUCUGUUUGCAGGUGAUCGGCCUGGUCUUGCAGAAGCCCAUCAUAGGUAUGGCAGAAUUCUAUGAGGAGAUCCUGUCACUGGCAUUCGGCCUCACCUGUCAGACCAUCUCCCCCCAGAUGUGGCAGCUGCUGGGCGUCCUGUAUGAGGUCUUCCAGCAUGACUGUUUCGACUAUUUCACAGAUAUGAUGCCUCUUUUGCACAAUUACAUUACUGUGGAUACAGACAUGCUCCUGUCCAACCCGAAGCACUUAGAGGUCAUCUACAGCAUGUGCAAAAAGGUGCUCACCAUAGAUGCAGGUGAGGAUGCAGAGUGUCACGCUGCCAAACUGUUGGAGGUCAUCAUCCUGCAGUGCAGAGGCAGAGGCAUUGACCAGUGCAUUCCUCUGUUUGUGGAGGCAGUGCUGGAGCGUUUGAUGAGGGGGGUGAAGUCCAGCGAGCUGCGGACCAUGUGCCUGCAGGUGGCCAUUGCUGCUCUGUACUACAACCCAGCCCUGCUCAUCCACACUUUGGACAACAUGCACUUCCCACACAACCCACAGCCCAUCACUGCCCACUUCAUCAACCAGUGGAUGAAUGACACAGAGUUCUUCCUGGGGCUCCAUGACCGCAAGAUGUGUAUCAUUGGCCUGAGCGUGCUGAUGGAGCUUCCCAGCCGGCCGGCGAUGCUCGAGGGAGUUGCCGCUCAGAUUGUCCCCUCCAUCCUUCUCCUCUUCCUAGGCCUUAAACACCUCUACGCCUCCCGCCUUAUCAACAAACCAGGCCUGCUAGCCCGCACAGAUCCUCAGGAAGAAGACCAAAAUGAGGAGAUUCCCAGUGAUGAAGAUGAGGUGAAUGAGAACAGUAACGCCAUGCGGCAACAGUCCGGCACGCCAGCAGGCCAGGAUGGCGAGGAUGAUGAGGAGGAUGAAGAUGAGUACUGGGAUAAUGACGGCUUUGAGGGAACGCCCCUGGAGGAGUACAGCACACCACUCGACUACGACAACGGAGAGGAUGAAUACCAGUUCUUCACCUCUGCCCUGCUUAGGGUCCAGAACACUGAUGCAGCCUGGUACCAAUGUUUGACAGCUCCACUCAGUGACGACCAGAAAAAACAGCUGCAGGAGAUCUACAGCAUCUCUCAGCAGAGGAGGAGCACUGCUGCCAAGGGCCAAUGAGCACUGAGGAGACAGUCAGAGAAGGGGGGCCGCGAAGAAGAGAAGAACUGGUCUGACUUGACCUCAAGUGGAUUUCAGCCUGUUCUGAAUGAUCUCAGUCCUGUUUGGAAUAUAUCAUACUUAAAGGAUCCCACCAAAAGCAGGUCCCAGGAUGCCAUCAAAACCGGAUGUAGAAGCAAGGGCUGGAUUGGCAUUAUAUCAGUUUUGGACUUGGUGCACUGUAUAGAAUCAUGCCCCUACUGGAAUAUUCCUAUCAACAGGACAGGAUCUGUGUGUGUGUGUGUGUGUGUGUGUGUGUGUGUGUGUGUGUGUGUGGGGCCCGAAAUCCUGGAGUUACUAUCUUUGCAGCGACCAGCAGUCCACUUGAGGGGCUUGGAAAGUGAUGACAUGUAAGGUUAGAGCAAGUGUCUUCUUUGGUUAAGUGUUAGGGUAAAGGUGUAAAGGUUAAGGUUAAGGUUAGGCA